Rotaria sp. Silwood1 is the source of this 597-nucleotide messenger RNA. The record is from the annotation of a GenBank genome assembly. NCBI's taxonomy places the organism in Eukaryota, Metazoa, Rotifera, Eurotatoria, Philodinida, Philodinidae.
AUGAAUACAUUUUUUUCGACAAGUAAAUCAUCGUCAAUUGCCUCUCGAUUUGGUAUUGAUGGUACUCGAGAUAAUCCAACAGUUAUUUUUACAAAUUCUAUUGACGAUCAUAUUCAUGAUCAGCUGUAUGCUCUUAUUGAAAAUUCGAGUCAUUUUAGCCAUGAAGAAGAAAUAUUAUUUUCAAUAGGUACAAUAUUUAGGAUUGAAAAUGUUGAACCAAUGAAUGAUACUAUUUGGUCCAUUGAAUUAAAAUUAUAUAAUAGACACAACUUAGAACUAAAGCAACUUAUGAUUAGUUUUGAGGAAGAAAUUAGCAAAACAUCAACACUUUUCGAUCUUGGUAAUAUAUUCUUCUACAUGGGAGAUAACGAUAGAGCAGAAAAAUACAAUCGAAUUUUACUUGAACAAUUGCCACCAAAUGAUGAUUUUAUGUUAAUAGUUUACACCAAUAUUGGUGAUACUUAUUUAAAUAGAGGAAACUAUCACAUAACGUCAGAAUAUUAUGAGCCAGCUCUAUCAAUAGCGUUGAAUCUAGAAUCAGAUUUUCAAAUAGCUCUUGCUUACGUAUACGAUUCAAUCGGUUUGUUAAACGAUUGA